This is a messenger RNA of Cadophora gregata, 1590 nucleotides long. RefSeq names its product CAAX farnesyltransferase (FTase) subunit beta (gene RAM1). Lineage: Eukaryota; Fungi; Ascomycota; Leotiomycetes; Helotiales; Ploettnerulaceae. Gene Ontology annotation, biological process: protein farnesylation. Gene Ontology annotation, molecular function: protein farnesyltransferase activity. The record is from RefSeq and is a predicted model, not a curated record. Bases 1 to 1590 code for a protein of 529 amino acids. The transcript has 5 exons. Gene Ontology annotation, cellular component: protein farnesyltransferase complex.
AUGACUUUCAUCAAAGAAAGAAAACACCGCAAGGUUAUCUUCAAGAGACGGACCAUGGCUAGCUCAUCAUCAUCCUCCUCUGCUGCACCGUCUGAAACAUUUGAGCGUUUACUUUAUGGUGACCGGGAGACCCGUCAGCCUGGAUUCAUCACCGAGGAUCCUGCCCUUGCCGAUUCUGCGCUCAUAGACCCUGUCUCGGGAACCACGAGCUCUCCUUACACAAUGUCAACAAAGACCGCUCGUACAAGCAUGAUUCCAGACAUAUUCACACAACUCCCGCUUUGUCGGGACGUUCUCAUGACCCAAACGUCCCAAGUCCAAGAUGAGACGAUACAAGAGUGCCUUCCUUUUCUUUCUGGUCUGGACUCUGAUGUGGAGUACAACGACUUUGGAGUGCCACGGCUCGCUAGAGAUCGACACAUUGCUUUUCUUCAUAAAAGUUUGCGGAGGCUCCCAGCUGGCUAUGUUGCCGCCGAUGCUAGCAGACCUUGGAUGUUCUACUGGGCUCUAAAUGGGCUUGCCACUCUCGGAGAGGAUAUAUCAGAAUACCGAGAGAGAGUCAUCAACACUGUCCGGCCGAUCCAAAAUGAGAAUGGUGGGUUUGGUGGAGGCCAUGGCCAAAUGUCGCACCUUGCUCCAACAUAUGCAAUUUUGCUUUCUCUCGCUAUUGUGGGAGGGUCAGAAGCUUUCGAUCUUAUCGAUCGUAAGAACAUGUGGAAAUGGCUAAGUGCUCUGAAGCAACCUGGUGGUGGUUUUCAAAUGUCCAUUGGUGGCGAGGAAGAUGUUCGUGGAGCAUAUAUCGCUGCUGUUAUCAUCACACUCCUCGAUAUUCCUGUCGAACUUCACCCUGAUUCACCUGCGUGGUCACGUGAAGGCGAUACACUUCUCAUGGGUCUCCCAGAGUGGAUAUCGAGAUGUCAAACAUUCGAGGGCGGAAUGUCAGCUCGUCCGGAUGUGGAGGCUCAUGGAGCGUACGCUUUUUGUGCUCUGGCUUGCCUCAGCAUCUUGGGUGACCCUCAUGAAAUAAUACCAAAAUACCUGGAUGUGCCAUUGUUGAUUUCAUGGCUCUCAGCCCGCCAAUACGCACCAGAUAGCGGCUUCUCGGGCCGGACGAACAAGUUGGUCGAUGGAUGUUACAGUCACUGGGUGGGAGGGUGCUGGCCCUUGCUUGAAGCAUGCCUCAAUGGGAUCAGCUCUUCUGCGCAAACACUGUCCUCAAUUACUGUUGAUGGGAAGCUGUACAGUAGGGAAGGUUUGAUAAGGUAUAUCCUGUGUUGCUGCCAGGACCAAUCCAGGCGAGGCGGACUGAGGGACAAACCAAGCCACUCAUCUGAUUCAUACCACACAUGCUACGUUCUAGCUGGCUUCAGCUCUGCACAGAAUGAUUGGUAUUUCAAUCAAGCACCGCCGAAGGUCGGAUCUGGUGGUCUUCUUACCUCGGCAUUUCAAUGGACAUCCGAACCUAUUAUUGAAAUGUCACAAAUAUUUGAAGAAGGUGACAGAAUCGGAACUCUUCAUCCAGUAUUCGUCAUACCCGAACGCACUGCUGAGGAGAUGAGAGGUUAUUUUGCCUCCAAAGGGGCUUUCUAA